AUGUCCCCAUAUCAACUAGUUUUUGGUAAAUCAUGCCAUUUACCUGUUGAGCUAGAACACAAAGCCUUAUGGGCAUUGAAAGCUCUGAAUUUAGAUUGGACAAAGUCUUCAAGGGAGAGGUUGGACGAGUUGAAUGAAAUAGAUGAGUUCAGGCUCAGAUCUUACGACAGCUCAGCCAUUUACAAAGACAAAAUGAAGAAAUGGCAUGACACACAGAUAGUCCAGAGAGUGACACGAGUGUUCACCAAUGGUUCCACAGAAGUUGAAGGUAAAGAGGGACCCCCAUUUAAAGUUAACGUCUACCUUGGGGACUGCCAGGAAAUCACUUUAGUUGAAGAAAUGUAUCUGGAGGAUGCUUGA
Solanum tuberosum (potato) is the source of this 360-nucleotide messenger RNA. RefSeq lists its product as uncharacterized. The transcript is spliced from 2 exons. Lineage: Eukaryota; Viridiplantae; Streptophyta; Magnoliopsida; Solanales; Solanaceae. The coding region runs from base 1 to 360 and encodes 119 amino acids. The record is from RefSeq and is a predicted model, not a curated record.